Messenger RNA from Cavia porcellus (domestic guinea pig), 5705 nucleotides. It is a transcript of the gene Mtmr10, whose product is annotated as myotubularin related protein 10. The record is from RefSeq and is a predicted model, not a curated record. Gene Ontology annotation, cellular component: cytoplasm; membrane. The coding region runs from base 976 to 2742 and encodes 588 amino acids. The transcript has 18 exons. NCBI's taxonomy places the organism in Eukaryota, Metazoa, Chordata, Mammalia, Rodentia, Caviidae. Gene Ontology annotation, molecular function: phosphatidylinositol-3-phosphate phosphatase activity. Gene Ontology annotation, biological process: phosphatidylinositol dephosphorylation.
UAAUAUAUUUUUCCUCGUUAAAGUUAAAAAACAAAAAAAGGUAGACAUUAAAGAACCAAACCGAGAAGCCUGGACUGAGGAUCAGUGUCAUCUGUGCCGUCUCUGCAGCAUAUGCCACAUGUCAGCAUCCUAAGAAAAGCAGGAGUCAAUUCGACAGAGUGACGAUAAGAUCAAUUCGGAACCGAAGAUUAAAAAACUGGAACCAGUCCUUUUGCCAGGUUGAUAAUCGCUGUUCAUUAGAAUAAAAUUUACCUGCUGGACAUGGUGGUGUGCACCUGUAAUCCCAGGCUGAGACAGGAGGAUCCAAGUGAGUUCAAGGAGAAAUUGUCGUAAAUGAAGUCAACUUUGUGAGAAAAUGCAUUGCAACGGACACAAGCCAGUACGAUUUGUGGGGAAAGCUGAUAUGCAGUAACUUUAAAAUCUCCUUUAUUACUGAUGACCCAAUGCCAUUACAGGUGUGUCUUAUUUGUACACUCUAAGCAGUACAUGUUGUUAUGCAAAUUACAGAAAUUCCAUUAUAGAAACCUUCUUCUUGGGCAACAUGAUGUCCCUUUAACAUGUAUUGAGCAAAUUGUCACAGUAAAUGACCACAAAAGAAAGCAAAAAGUCCUCGGCCCCAACCAGAAACUAAAAUUUAAUCCAACAGAGUUAAUUAUUUAUUGUAAAGAUUUCAGAAUUGUCAGAUUUCGCUUUGAUGAAUCAGGUCCUGAAAGUGCCAAAAAGAAUUUUUCCUAGGUAUGCCUUGCCAUAGCUCAUUAUUCCCAGCCAACAGACCUCCAGCUACUCUUUGCAUUUGAAUAUGUUGGGAAAAAAUACCACAAUUCAGAAGCAUAAACUGCAUCUUUAAGAUCAAAAGAAGCCUGAAAUUUCCACACAGUCAGAAUUCAUUAUUUUGUGAGUAAAAGAUGCCCAGUAAUCCACUCUUGACCUUCUGGAUGACACCUUGAUUCAUUGGCUGGAUUAAAGAAGUCCUUUAUGCAGGCAGCCAGCAGAAUUAACGGAGUGUCCCCGGAAGGCGGAGGGCGAGGAGGGAUGGGAGCAGGCGGCGGCACCCCCAGCCAGAAAACACCACUGUUUGAAACUUACUCAGAUUGGGACAGAGAAAUCAAGAGGACCGGUGCUUCCGGGUGGAGAGUUUGUUCUAUUAAUGAGGGUUACAUGAUAUCCACUUGCCUUCCAGAAUACUUUGUAGUGCCAAGUUCCUUAGCAGACCAAGACCUGAAGAUCUUUUCCCACUCCUUUGUUGGAAGAAGGAUGCCACUCUGGUGCUGGAGCCACUCAAACGGCAGUGCUCUUGUGCGAAUGGCCCUCAUCAAGGACGUGCUGCAGCAGAGGAAAAUCGACCAGAGGAUUUGUAAUGCAAUAACUAAAAGUCAUCCACAGAGAAGUGAUGUUUACAAGUUGGAUUUGGAUAAGACUUUGCCUAAUAUUCAAGAAAUACAGGCGGCAUUUGUAAAGCUUAAGCAACUGUGUGUUAAUGAGCCUUUUGAAGAAACAGAAGAGAAAUGGUUAUCUUCACUAGAAAAUACUCGGUGGUUAGAGUAUGUCAGGAUAUUCCUUAAACAUUCAGCAGAAGUUGUGUACAUGCUAGAAAGCAAACGUCUAUCUGUAGUCCUACAAGAGGAGGAGGGAAGAGACUUGAGCUGUCUUGUAGCUUCUCUUGUUCAAGUGAUGCUGGAUGCCUAUUUCAGGACAAUCACUGGAUUUCAGAGUCUGAUACAGAAGGAGUGGGUCAUGGCAGGAUAUCAGUUCCUAGACAGGUGCAACCAUUUAAAGAGAUCGGAGAAAGAGUCUCCCUUAUUUUUGCUCUUCUUGGAUGCCACGUGGCAGCUGUUAGAACAGUACCCGGCCGCCUUUGAGUUCUCCGAGACCUACUUAGCAGUACUGUAUGACAGUACCCGGAUCUCACUGUUUGGCACCUUCCUGUUCAACUCUCCUCACCAGCGGGUGAAGCAAAGCACGGAAUUUGCUAUAAGCAAAAAUAUCCAGUUGGGUGACGAAAAGGGCUUAAAGUUCCCCUCAGUUUGGGACUGGUCUCUUCAGUUCACAGCCAAGGACCGCACCCUCUUUCACAACCCCUUCUACAUUGGAAAGAGCAUGCCCUGUGUACAGAACGGCUCUGUGAAGGCUUUUAAGCGGACCAAGAAGAGCUACAGUUCCACGCUGAGAGGAAUGCCGUCCUCCUUAAAGAACGGGAUCCUCAGCGACCAGGAGCUGCUUCCCAGGAGAAACUCACUAGUGCUGAAGCGGAAGCCAGACCCACUCCAGCACACUGACGGCCAGAACAGUGAUAUGGAGCAGUACUUGAGAGAGUGGUUUUCCAAACCAGCCGACCUCCAUGGUGUGAUUCUGCCGCAGCUCUCGGGAGCACACAUAAAACUGUGGAAACUGUGCUACUUCCGCUGGGUCCCCGAGGCCCAGAUCCACCUCGGGGGCCCCAUCACUGCCUUCCACAAGCUCUCCCUGCUGGUGGACGAGGUGGACGUGCUCAGCAGCAUGCUGCGGCAGCAGCACAGCAGCCCCCUGCAGGCCUGCGACACCGACCUGGACCAGGGCAGGAUGUUCUUCAGGGCCCGGGGCCUGCCCGCCUCCGCGGGGACCCCCGAGUUCCUCUCCUCUUCGUUCCCGUUUUCUCCUGUUGGUAAUCUGUGCAGACGAAGCAUUUUAGGGACACCAUUAAGCAAAUUUUUAAGUGGGGCCAAAAUAUGGUUAUCUACUGAGACGCUAGCAAAUGAAGACUGAAAGGUGGUAUUUCCUGAACAUUUGAAGGCAAGUUAAAAAUUUCUCCCUCUGAAUUGAAAUCGCUAACCUAGACAUUUUAAAACUCUUAACUUUAUAUAAAAAGUAAUAGUUGAAAUUUGCACUAAUAUUUAAAAAUGUUGAAUCAUGCUGCCUUGACAGGUAUUUUAAGAAAAGUAUAUGUCCUCUUCCUGUCCUUCCAGGUCUGGCUCGUUCUAGGUGAUGUACAAACAUUCGCCCUGUUCUUGUCACUGUGAUCAAACUAACCAGGUUUUCUCCCCUUCUUGUCCUACACGUCUUCCUUCCCACCACCUACCAAAGUUACCGAGUACUUGAUGAGAUUAGUAGGCAGAAGGAGACAGCAGGACGAGCAUGUCAGGUUACCUUGUGUGAGACCGCAGAGCACUGCAGUUUCAAGUCAUGAGUCUGCUUUUAACUCGUAGGACUCGCUCUGAAAUGCUAUGCACUGGAACUUUAAAAGCUUUGGUGUAGAUGGCAGAAUUAAGCUUAGAAGUGCCUUCGACAUUUAAAUACCGAUAGAAAAGUGCAAUUUCACUUUUUAAAAUUCCACUCAGUAGAUUGGAUUCAGGUUUUUCAUUCAUACUAAUAGCCAGAAGCCUCCAAAGCCACAUUUCUGUCACUGUGAGCAUCCCCGAGGAUGUAGCAGCCCGCGGGAUGCUGACCCGAGAGGCUCCAGGUUCCUGUCGGCACUCCCAGUCUGAGGGACCGCUGCUGGCCCUUCCCCUUCCGGGUGCUGGAACCCUGCACAGACGCCCCUCUUCUCUUAGAGCCCUUCACCCUAAGGAAUAGGAACGUGGACUUACCUCAGACACUGCUGCUGUACUAGCCCAAGAGCGCCGUUUCCGCUCCACGCCCUCCCCUGCCGUCCACAGCAAUACACGAGGCAGAAGCACGCGAGGCACUCCUGGUGUGCGAGCCCCUUCCAGAGUGCGGCAGGGCACACCUGAGCUCCCUGCACAGGAGUGGCACCGACGUGACACGCCACCCCUCCAGGUGCACACACACCCAAGGAACUGUUCAUUCCUUACGCUGCCAUCUGAAGAGUGAAAAAUUUUAUGUCUACUUAGCUUGUUCCCUUUUCUAAAGUUCCUCUAAGAGAGUAAAUUUUGCCUUUAUAUGUGCUGAGUAGCUGUUUCUACUUUUAAAUUAUCUGCCUUGUAAAAUUGUUUGAUAAUGUCUUUGGAUUUAACUUCUUGCACAGUGUCUUAGGAAACUCAUCCAGUGGAUAAACACGAUGUAUUUGCCAACUCGUUGCCUGGAAAAUAAGAACUAUUUUCAGUUCAUACAAACAGCAUUAUUGUCACUAAAGCUUUUCUAGCCCUUGACUGGAAACUCACCCUGGUUGCCUUAAAACAACACAGCAUUUCCUGCCACUGAAAGUGUAAUUCUUUUUUCAUUAAGCUGCUUUUUUAUUACUGCAAGUGUUUCUAAAUUUAGUUUUUGGAUUUAGCAUUACUCUGUAAUCUUCACCCCUUAACACUAUUUCAGUUCCUUUUUAUAAUUUUUUGUGAAUUUACAAGUUUAAAAAAGGUUAGGUACUAUUAAUACUGUCUUAAAGUAGAAAAUGUGCAUAUUUUUGUAUGAUAAUCAAAUGUAAAAUAUGGGAUCUUCCGUUAUUGUUGAAUAGUUGUUACAUAAUGAUUAUUGUGCCACAAUUUACUGUGCAUAGUAUGAAAAACAACUAUACCAGCCCGAAGUCUGGCUCGCUGUAAACUGCUUGGCUUUUCUGCAAGCAGAAGUGGCCCUGCGGUGCCGUCAAGGGUCAGGGUGGCUGCGCGCAGUUACCAAAGGGGCCAGCGCCUCCCGCGGGCUCGCGGACCGGCAGGCAGAGGCCAGACGGUGUGGAAUUUCAGCUGUACAGCGUCUUACUGUUUACAGGGCGUCGGUCUUAAAAUCAAAAAUGCCUAACUUUAUUUAAGGACAUUAAUUUGUAGUAACAGGAAGUCAGAACUGUUCGACAAAAUUUGCUUGCUCUGUCAGUAACUUCAAGUAGUUAAAACUUGAUUUUGAGAGAAAACUAAAACCUCUGUGCCUAAACUGAGGACUUGAGUUGAAGUAGAAUGAGCAGGAGAUGGAGGUCUUGUUCAACAGAAUGCAUGUGAAGGGAAUUUUGACUGCUAAAUAAAUUUCCACAGAAACUGUUGGUGGUACACUAUUAGUAUGAAACUACAAAGCACGGUGAGUAAAAACUCAUCGCAGAGGCGUCAUCUCUCCCUGACAGCUGGUGCCACCCAUGCACACUGGUGCAUGAUAGAUAUAAAAACUGGGCGGCACCUGCCCCAGGUCUCAGAGUCCAUGGGACCCUGGGACCCUGCAACCCUAAGUCCGGGGCCUCCGUCCAGCUCAGUCAUCUUCUGACCACUGCCCUUCCCAGCCUCAGACCUUCCCACCACAGUGCUGGGCAGUCCUGGUUUCAUUACACCACCGAUACAAAAACAAAAGUCACCCUGAAGCCCAUUACUAAAGGAUGCUCCUGAGAGCGCUGCGAAGGGACAGCUAAGUACGUGAUGACUGUUCCUACCUUUGGUGAUCCAGCCCAACUGUGAGGAGUAAGCACGUACAGACGUCGUAGGGUGUUAAGCUACUUCGUAAGAGCGUGGUCUUUCUAAAGAAAUUAGAAUUGCUACUCUUUGUGCCCUUCUAGGAGAAAUCACUAACUGAGUAUUUAAUGGCUACAUGUGGGAAGCAGUGCAGAAAAGCCUAAGUUUGAGAAUCUCUGUCCCCUUCGGGUCUGUAGCUCCGUGGUGGAAAGCUGACCUAGCUCACCAGGCCCUGAGUUUGUCCUCAGAACAGAACAAAACAAGUUUUAUGGCCAUGGAUUUAGCCCAGCAGCUCAAGUGCUUGGGUUUGAACCCCGGUACCAAAAAACAGAAAAGUUUUAUUUACAAAACAGUUACUAGAAAUGUUAUUUAAGCUACUUGUAAUAAAAGUCCUAAAGCUGUGAA